Molecule: messenger RNA, 456 nt
Organism: Vespa mandarinia (Asian giant hornet)
Lineage: Eukaryota; Metazoa; Arthropoda; Insecta; Hymenoptera; Vespidae
Source: RefSeq, a predicted model, not a curated record
AUGAUUGCGGGGAUUAUUCCUCUCGCUCAUUUGGCACCCCAGCUGGCGGCGUCGUAUGAGACUGUUAGAGACGCGGAGGAACCUGUUCCUCCGCGUGUUAAGGCUGUAUUGCGUGCUCUUGCCAGAAGGAGGGUAAUGGAAGCUUGGAGGACUGAGAAACUAGAGCACGUAGGUGCACCAGAGGCAACAGGAGUGCGCACGAGGGCAGCUAUUGCCGAAUGGUUGGCUGAUUGUAUUGGGAGGACGUUCUCUAUCGGAGCGACAUUUCACACCACACAGCUGAUGUCCUGCCUAUGUUGUUUCUCGGAAUAUUUAAAUGAGAUAAAGAAGUUUCCCUCCACACGUUGUUUCCACUGCGAGGGGAGUGAGGACACGGCGGAACACAACCUGAUUGACUCCCCGGCGUGGACAGAUGCCAGGAAUGAGUUAAUCGACGCGAUGGGGGAGGACAGUUAA